This is a messenger RNA of Auxenochlorella protothecoides, 468 nucleotides long. RefSeq lists its product as hypothetical. The transcript is spliced from 4 exons. The record is from RefSeq and is a predicted model, not a curated record. Lineage: Eukaryota; Viridiplantae; Chlorophyta; Trebouxiophyceae; Chlorellales; Chlorellaceae. Bases 1 to 468 code for a protein of 155 amino acids.
AUGACUGGCCGGGUGGUCCUGCUGGCCGUGGACGACUCGGAUGCCUGUGAAGGAGCGGUCAAGUUCACGGUGGAGCAAAUGCACCAGGGAGGGGAUGAGUACCACGUAGUGCAUGUCAUCCCCAGGCUCCAGCUCUCCUCACAGUAUGGCGCACCCUCCAUCGACUUCCUGCCACAACAGGACUCCACGGCCUACGAGGCGCUCCUGCAGCGUGCCCAGGACUUUUUGGCUGCCAGGGUCGUGACUCAUCUGGGCGACGUCGACCCUCCUCCCAUGCUCCACCUCAUCAAGAGCGAGACGGACACCGACUCCAUCGGCGCGGUGAUCUGCCGCAAGGCGGAGGAGCUGGGCGCGGGGCUGGUGGUGCUGUCCGCCCGCCAGAACAGCCGCCUGCACGACUUCUUCGUGGGCAGCGUCAGCGGCUACUGCCUGGAGCAUUGCGCCGCCCCGCUGCUCAUCCACUCCUGA